Messenger RNA from Daphnia pulicaria, 1671 nucleotides. RefSeq names its product AMMECR1-like protein. NCBI's taxonomy places the organism in Eukaryota, Metazoa, Arthropoda, Branchiopoda, Diplostraca, Daphniidae. The transcript has 4 exons. Bases 271 to 1047 code for a protein of 258 amino acids. The record is from RefSeq and is a predicted model, not a curated record.
UUGUUGACGUUAAGGAAACUUCUUUGCUGCAGUGACAGGGGGCAUAGAGUGUUAGAAUAUCUGUGCUGGAGAGAGAGAGAGAGAGCUAAGAGAGGGUGAGGGGGUGUUUGUUAGUCCUUUGUUGUUGGAUGAUCUCUUUUUUAAAACGAUAAGGCUCUGUGAUACACACAGAGAACCGAAAAGGGUUUCGAAGUGGAGCGAUCGAAAGGGAAUUCGUCUAACAGAGAGGGGCAAGCAGCAGGAGAGGGUGUGAAACGUCAAUCGUCUGUCAUGUCUGCAGGAUGUUGUGGGACCAAGAAACAAAAGACGACCAACUCCUCGUCGUCUUCGUGCAACGGCACGGAUGAUGGCAACGGAAGCUCAUCCAGCAGCAACACCCAUUUUGCUCAGGGGACUUCAUCUUCGGCUGGAUUGCAUCACCACUCUCACCUGACCAACGGCCAUGCUCGAAAUGGAACUGUGGCUCAUCCAGAGAUGGGCUUCUAUUGUUUUGAUGUCCUCUAUUCUCACUUGCACAGUUCUGAACCUCCAAAACCUCCUAGAUUCACCAACGAAGAAUACCCGUUGUUUGUCACUUGGGCCAUUGGAAAGGACAAAAGGCUGCGUGGGUGUAUAGGAACUUUUAGUGCAAUGAACUUACACUCUGGUCUCAGGGAAUAUGCUGUGACAAGUGCUUUCAAGGAUUCUAGAUUUAGCCCUAUCACUGCCGACGAACUAUCAAAACUUCACGUCUCUGUGUCCAUUUUGACCAACUUUGAGGAUGCUGAAGAUCACAUGGAUUGGGAAGUCGGAACACACGGGAUCCGUAUCGAAUUUCAUUCGGAUCGUGGUUCCCGACGCACUGCCACUUACUUGCCAGAAGUUGCCACUGAACAAGGAUGGGAUCGCAUUCAAACUAUCGAUUCCUUGCUGCGUAAAGGUGGAUUCAAGGGUUUAGUUACCCACGACGUCCGUCGCAACAUCAAACUUGUCCGAUACCGAAGCGAAAAAGUGUCUGUUUCGUGGCAAGAUUACUGGACUCAUUGGAAGAAUAACGGCAAAUGCUAGGAGAUAAAGUUGGCUAACUAGAUGUAUAAUUUGGCUUCCGAAUCAGCCCACCCCAUCGUCCAGGGUUCAGCAAAUGGACCGGAGUUUUGAACAAGAGCCAAGUCAAAUUGGAGCUGCAUUUUGUUGACUGCUUACCAUAUAGAGAGCGAUCUGCACACAUUAAUGAAGUAAAAAAUGGAAAUCGCUGGAAGCCUGUAGUUUGGCCAAAGGAAAUCAAAGCCUAAUAACUUUAAUUGUCUCGUGCGUCUGGCCAAUUGGAGAAAAAAUAAAACGUGUGCGGAUGGUGUGGAACGGUACUGCCACGUGCCUCAACUUUCUCGAUUCUUUUUUUUUUUUUAAAUAAUAAUUAGAAUCCCCUUCAAUUGUCCCCCAAUUUAGAAUCAAGUGUUUCAGCAUCGAUUUCUCAUGUUAAUCAUUCGACUCCUAUUUUUUUUCUUUCUAAAAAUCGUGCUGCUAGCGUGAAUUCAUUCUUGAUGUCGAAUAACGGUCUCCUUAGCUAUGACCGCACUUUUUUCUGUUUUUGUUGCAUCUCCUACCCAUGUGUUCUUGUGUCCUAUCUUUACAUUUGUGUAGCUACUCUCAGUAGUAAAAGAAGUGUUCUAGGAAAAUGUAUUAUUAACAUGA